AUGACAUCCCCUCCUCCCUCUAGCCUCCUCUUCGACCUCACCACCAUCCUCUUCCUCGCCGCCCUCCUCAUCCUCUCCCUCUUCGCCCUCUCCUUCAUCCUCCACCUCCACGACCGCUCUCUCCACACCCACUCUUUACAAAACUUCACCUCCCUCUGGACCGUCCGCCUCCUCCUCGUCCUCCUCGUCCUCAUGUGGUCUCUCAACGAGAUCGCCCGCCUUCCUCUCAUUCGUCGAAAAUACCUCUUCCCCUUCCGCCAAGAAUCCGUAUGCCAGCUCAACGUCGUCCUCUCGCUGGGGUUUCUCCAGCCCUGCUUUCUAUUGACGCUUUUGUAUCUCAUGAACGCCUCCAUCAAGAAACGAAACCCUAACUCGCUCCGCGCGAUCGUCUCUGUCAUGUUGCUCUCCAUGCCUGUUAUGUGCCUACAGAUUGUUUUCGUCUAUUUCGCGCCCUUUUCUGAGAGGCUGCCCAAGUUCAUGUACGUGAGCUCGGUGGUGUCGGCGGAUCUGAAGGGGGAGAAGAUGGUGCUAUGCUCGUGCCCCUUCUUCAGCUGGCUCGUCUACGGCGGGUUCGCGGUGGCGUACGGCGUGGCGUUCUCGGUGUCGUGCUGGCGGGUGAUGGCGUUCGUGAUCAACAAGGGGAUCGCCAGGCGGAUCAACGUGCUCGCCACCACCGUGAUGGUGGCGCUUCCGACGCAGAUCGUCUGCCUCUGCCUCUCCUGGGUCUGGGUGCCGGAGACGCGCCUCUACGGCGCGAUGCUGCUCACCAUGUUCCUCUCCGUCGCCGUCUGCAUGGCGGUGGCCGUCGUGCUCCUCGUCGUCAGGCCGAUACAGGAGGCGCUCGACGCGGGAGGGGGCUACUACCUCUGGAGCAAUGACGAGACGCAGCGGCCGCCGCGGGAGGAGGCGGAGGCGGAGGCGGAGCAUCAUCAGCCGGCGCUAUAG
Molecule: messenger RNA, 945 nt
Organism: Salvia splendens (bonfire salvia)
Lineage: Eukaryota; Viridiplantae; Streptophyta; Magnoliopsida; Lamiales; Lamiaceae
Exons: 1
Coding region: 1-945 (314 amino acids)
Source: RefSeq, a predicted model, not a curated record